Messenger RNA from Podarcis raffonei (Aeolian wall lizard), 1771 nucleotides. It is a transcript of the gene RMND1, whose product is annotated as required for meiotic nuclear division 1 homolog. Lineage: Eukaryota; Metazoa; Chordata; Lepidosauria; Squamata; Lacertidae. Gene Ontology annotation, biological process: positive regulation of mitochondrial translation. The coding region runs from base 293 to 1636 and encodes 447 amino acids. The record is from RefSeq and is a predicted model, not a curated record. The transcript is spliced from 13 exons.
CGAAACGCGAGGCCUUGGGGGUAAUCGCCUCGUCAGGAGGAGGCGGCGACCUUCAUCGGCGCUCUGGGGCGGGGAAUAUGACGUCGCGCGUCAACCGCACAGACGGAGGGGGCGGGGCUGACUCUGUGGCUCCGCCGGCCCUCCGUGGAGAGAGCGGGUCCUCCUCCCACCUCGUGCUUCGGCGCCAGGAAUGGCCUGGCCUGAGGGAGAAAAUUCCGCAGUGAAGGAAAGAUUGGACCUGUGUUGAGAUAUCCGGCAGUUGUAGGGGGAACGAUCAUGACACAGUGAAAAGAUGGCAACUAAACUACUGAGAUUCCUGGCUAGAUCUUCACACAAAACAAGCAACUGCCAACACUUGCAUAAAUAUGGGCUUUCAGCAUCAAGCAACAAUCUUCAAGGGGUGUCAAGCAAUUCUUUAUUAGCAUAUAGAUCCAUCAGUAUGUGCAUUCCAGAGGCAACAACAUCUUGCUUAAGCAGGCUUUGUGUGCAAGCCAAGGAAUGGCAGAGACCACAAGCUAACGUUCCUACUGCAGCAAAGACUGUGAAUUAUUUGAGUAUGCAUGUUUGUCCUCCACACAGGGAACAAUUUUGUGCUCUUAAAAACACAAGUUUCAAGCACAAUGCAAAGUGUUUGAGAAAAUUUACAGAUAUACCAAAUAGACAUUAUUCAGUUUUAUCAAGUAGUAAAAUUAUGCCAAAUCAACAUAUUUUGCCUGCUAAAAGGCUACCAAAAGCAUCGAGGACCAAGCAGCCAUCUAGAGCCAAUCUGCCACUACCGUCUGAAACUGAGGAUCUGAUGCAGUGCACAGCCUUUGCAACAGCAGAAGAAUAUAAUCUUGGUACCCUAUGCCAUGAUCUGACGUCAUAUGGCUAUGUUGAAAUAACAACAUUACCUAGAGAUGCAGCAAACGUUUUGGUGAUUGGUACAGAAAGCUCAGCGAAAGAAUAUGAUCCUGGAAUAAUUUUUUUCUUCAGGGAAGGAUCUGUUGUGUUCUGGAAUGUUGAAGAAAAAACAAUGAAGAGUAUCAUGCAAAUGCUGGAAAGGCAUGAAAUUCAGCCAUACGAAGUUGCGCUUGUUCACUGGGAAAAUGAAGAGAUGAACUACAGAUUAGGAGAAGCACAGUCAAAGCUUCAUAGAGGAGAAAUCCUGAUAAAUUCGGAACUAGAUCCUGAUGAAAUUACUCUAGAGAAGUUUGCUUUUUCAAAUGCUCUUUGCCUUUCUGUGAAGCUGGCAAUUUGGGAAUCAUCAUUGGACAAUUUUGUAGAAUCUAUCCAGUCAAUACCUGAGAUACUAAAGUCAAGAAGGAAGGUGAAGCUCUCUCAUGCUGAUGUGAUGCAGAAAAUUGGGGAAUUAUUUGCGUUGAGGCACCGCAUAAAUCUGAGUUCCGACCUGCUGAUGACUCCAGAUUUCUAUUGGGAUAGAGAGCAUCUUGAACAGUUAUAUGAUAAAACUUGCCAGUUUCUCAGCAUUAAUCGCAGAGUUAAGGUGGUGAAUGAGAAGCUCCAGCACUGCACAGAGCUGACAGAUUUGAUGAGAAAUCAUUUGAGUGAAAAACAUGCUUUGCGUUUAGAGUGGAUGAUAGUGAUACUCAUCACCAUAGAGGUCAUGUUUGAACUUGGCAGAGUUCUUUUCUGAUAACUUGUGAAUGAUAAGAGAAGUUUGAGAAGAUUGUGAAGAUAAUCCCAACAGCCUUGUGUUUGCUGGACUUCAACUUUAUUCUUCACACUUCUGAAAAGUUCAGCAAGUGUUAUAAUAAAUGUAUGGACACUU